AUGAUCGGGUUGCGCAUGGUGGUUCUCGAGACGGGGGAGGAUGCUACAGACCCAUUCCAUUCCAUUUCAAUUAGCCCCAACCAAACAGCUCACACAAAUCGAUCGAAGGGCUACAGAGUAAACUUACGAAACCCACAGUCCCUCCCCCCUGAUCCCGUCGCUGCCGGACUUCCCCGCCCCCCCGCACUCCCCUGCCUCCGGUGAACUUGCAACCCCCCAGCCCCGGCUCCGGAUCCAGCGGGCGGACUACCGGGCACGCUCCUAAUAAUCUUGAACAGCUCCUCGAGAACAUCCCUUCCCAACUCGCCCCCACCCCCAACUGCCGGGGGCGAAGGGGAAGAAGCCAGAAAGCUACGUGCCAGCUUCGGCGAUGAGGAUGAUGAGGAUGACGGGAUGCGUGCUGGCGGCGCGGGGGAAGUGAGCGGACUAGGGGACCGCGGGAGCGGGAGCGGGAAUUGGUCAAGGAGGAGGAGCGGACGCGGGUGUCGGAAUUGUGGGAGGCGGAGGGGGCGAGGGGCGAAGACGGGGUUUGGCGACGAUGCGGUGGUUGUGGAGGAGGAUGAGGUGGUGGAAGUGGAGGUGGAGGUGGAGGAGAAGGGGGGAGGGGGAGGGGUGGAUGGGGGUGUCGCUAGGUCCGAGUCCGUAUCGUCUGGGAGCGGAGGAGGGGGGGUGGUAGCGGUGGUGGUUGCGGGGGUCAGGGAGAUUGAGGGGGGGGUCGACAUUGUCUGUUUGGUUGAUGUGGGGUGGGAAUGUGGAGAUGUGCGGUGUUUUGGGUAUCUGUUUUGAGGUGGCGGUGGUGGUGGCGGUGGUGGUGGUAGAGAGAGAGAGAGGUGGGGAUGCUGUAGCAAAGCUCAAGAUAAGGUAUCUUUGUUGAGGGAGAAGAACGACGGGGAGGAAAAUCUUCCUUUGUUGACCAGAGAUGAGCCGAGUUGA
This is a messenger RNA of Tuber aestivum (summer truffle), 933 nucleotides long. The record is from the annotation of a GenBank genome assembly. Lineage: Eukaryota; Fungi; Ascomycota; Pezizomycetes; Pezizales; Tuberaceae.